Messenger RNA from Trichomycterus rosablanca, 6225 nucleotides. RefSeq lists its product as uncharacterized. NCBI's taxonomy places the organism in Eukaryota, Metazoa, Chordata, Actinopteri, Siluriformes, Trichomycteridae. The transcript is spliced from 23 exons. The coding region runs from base 111 to 5906 and encodes 1931 amino acids. Gene Ontology annotation, molecular function: DNA binding. Gene Ontology annotation, cellular component: nucleus. Gene Ontology annotation, biological process: regulation of transcription by RNA polymerase II. The record is from RefSeq and is a predicted model, not a curated record.
GGAUGUAGGGCACAUAGGACGAUGAUUUGGAACUCGUAUAAAGAGAAAACGCCCACUUCAGAGAGCUAUCAGAUGAUAAGCAGCUAACACGAAGCCAUUAUUAAGGAAGGAUGCAAGCCGGGCUGGAGAGGGAGAUGGUUACAGGCACAGAGCCGGGCAUAGCUGAGCUCUGUACCCGGGUGAAGGAGGAGCAGGUGGAGCAGCGUAUCUCCGAGGAACCGCUCAUGGUGGUGAAGAAGGAGGAGGACAGAGACGCCGGAGAACCGGGUACAUAUGAGCGGUGUGAUGUAGGAUGUCAGCCGGAGGUCAGCAUGUUCGAGCCGGUGGAGUUCACCCAGGAACCGACCUGGCCUAACGCUCCGGUACAGGAAGUAAAACCUCCUGAUUCUCCACCGAGGAGAAGGAGACGCAGGAGGAGAAACAGGAACCAGAGAUCGAGUUGCCAAGUGGAUCCUGCAGCAGCAAUGGGGAUGAGAACGAUCGACGAAAGCGACGAAACGGACGAGUCCAACGACCACACCCCUCCAGAAAAAUGUGCUAAGUCGUCGUUCUGGGACUUCCCCUCGCACCAGACGUCCCGCUCGAAGGUCUGGGAUCACUUUGAAUAUUUUAUAAACCCCGACGGCGAGCUGGAGGAUUACGGGUUCCCCACCUGCAAGCUGUGCCAACGGAAAGUGGCGUGUAAGAGGGGAAACACGUCCAACAUGCUGAGACACCUGCAGGAGAACCACUCCAUCGCCUACUGGGAGGCCAAGAAGGCAGAUACCAACUGGCUCGACUUCGACUCCUCCGAUUCGGAGAUGAAGAUGGAGCUGGACGAGCAGAACCUGUCGAGCGCAGAGAAUCCGAGCGAGGAGGAACUCUACGCCGAUGACGAUGCCGAUUACACGGGCCGCGGGGGCUCGGGGACCCCGAGACGGAGGAGGAGGAGGCGGCAGGUCCGCUCGGCCGUGUGGAAUUACUUUCACUACGACGACGGCGACGUGAGCGACCCGGACAGACGACCGAGCUGUAAAAUCUGUGGCUGGAAACUCACUGCCGGAUCGUCGGGCAGCACCAGCAACAUGCGCCAACAUCUUCAGAGUCACCAUAAGAUCGUCUGCCCGCUGACCAAGUCUGGCGUGUCCACUGGUGUUGUUGUAACGACACCUGAAGGGGACGAUCCGAUUAAACUGUACCCGCCCACCUCUCCUCGUAAAUCGCCGGUCUGGAGGCUGUUCGGUUUCCUCAUGAACGCGGAGGGUGUCGUAGAGGAGAACAGCUUCCCCGUCUGCAGGCUGUGCCAUCAGGUGGUGGCAUCUAAAGAUGGAAAUACGUCCAACAUGUACAGCCACCUGCAGCACCACCACCGGGCCGUGUACACAGAACUGAAGCAUACAAGCCCCGCCGGACCGGAGAAGAGACCGGAGGUCGCCGAAUCCAUCGAGCUCCAUCCUCCUCAGAAACGCCGGAAUUCGCCCGUGUGGAAACAUUUCGGGUUCAUCAGGAGCACUGAGGGUGAACUGAGGGAGGACGGGUUCCCGCUGUGUAAGCUGUGCUGCCGGAGAGUGGCGGCGAGAGACGGCACCACGUCCAACAUGCUGAACCACCUGCGCAGGCACCACCAGGCCGAGCACGAUGAAGUCAAGUUAGCGACUGACGCGCUGUCUUUGAGUCACUCGGAGGAAGGAAACGACCUGCCCGAGCUCUUCCCCCCCAGCAGACUGCCCCUCUCCCCGGUGUGGGAUUAUUUCGGCUACCCUAAAAACGCGGCCGGGGUGACCCAGGAGAACGAGCGGCCCAAGUGCAAAGCGUGCCGGCAGCCCAUCGUCUCCAAACAGGGCAUCUUGUCCAACAUGUUACGCCACCUCAAGUUCUACCACGAUUCCUUAUUCCAGGAGCUGAAGGGCAGAACCGGGCACCGCAGGUACAGGCCGUACAAGGAGCGGAGCCGGGCCCCGCCCGUUCAGGCCGACCCGGAGGAGCUCUACCCGCCCAAGACGGCUCUGAGGUCGGGCGCUUGGAGACAUUUCGGGUACCUGAAGAACUCGAAGGGGGCGGUGGUGCCCGACGGCUUCCCGGUGUGUAAGCUCUGUCUGAGGAAGGUCAGCACGCCGCGAGGAUGCACCACCAACAUGAUGGUGCACCUGCAGAGAUACCACACCACCGAGUUUGCAGAAAUGAAGCUCUCCAGCGACGACACCGAUGACCCGGCCCCCAGGCAACCGGAGGAAGACGCGGCAUCAUCUCCGUCGGACCUGUUCCCACCCCAGGACCUGCUCGAACCCGUGUGGGAGCAUUUCGGAUACCCCAGGGACGCGGACGGGAACGUACAGGUGGACGGGCAGCCGACGUGUAAGCUCUGCUGGACUAAAGUCCACUGCCCCGGCGAGAGCUCCAAAUUUCUGUACAGACACCUGUGGAAGAAGCACAACCCCGUGUACGCCGAAAUCAAGGUGGCCACCACCGCUCUGAGAGGGGAGGAGGAAGGGGUCGACGUGCCAGCUCUCUUUCCACCCACACACAGGGUGAAAUCUGCCGCUUGGGAAUAUUUCGGGUAUUUGAAGGACGCGGAGGGAGCGGUGGUGUGCGACGGCUUUCCCAUCUGUAAAAUCUGCCAUCUGAACAUCGCUGCCAAAGGAGGGAACACCACCAACAUGUUCAAACAUCUCAAAGAUCAUCAUAAAGCCGUCUACGAUGAGAUCAGGCCGACCGGCCCAGAAGAAUUCCUUCCAGAUCUCGUCGCAUCUCCGACGCUCCACGCACCAUCAGGUCAGGACUCCAACGUCUGGGAUUAUUUCGGAUACCCCGUAAGUCCAGACGAGGUCCUGAUGGACGACGGCAACCCGACCUGUAAGAUCUGCGGCCAGCCUGUGACGUCCAGUGGCGACACCACAGCCGGCAUGAUGAAACAUCUUCUGGAGAAUCACGAAGCCGUCCACGCCGAAUUGCUCGUGGCCCUAAACUCCUCGCGAUCCGAACACCACGUGGACUCUCCAGAACUCUUCCCACCGACACAGAACACCGUAUAUCCAGUCUGGGGAUACUUCGGCUUCACGAAGGACGAGGGAGGUUCGGUGGUUUACGACGGAUUCCCCGUCUGCAAAAUCUGUCGGCAAAGAGUGGAGAUGAAAGACGGAGACACGGCGAACAUGUUCCAGCACCUCAAAGCCAAUCAUCUGAACGUCUACCAACAGAUCAAGCCGGCGGUCGAACGGAGAGUGUACCAGCCGUUCGAGCUCUCCCCUCCCAGCGGCCGUCAGAUCGACGUCAGGUUAUGGGAACACUUCGGGUAUCCUAAAAACACAGACGGAGAGCUCGAGGAUGACGGUGCGCCGGUUUGUAAAAUCUGCCUUCAGAAACUCGCUCCGACCCCCAAGGGUGGAAACCUCACCACCAACAUGCUGAGACACCUGAGAAGAAACCACCAGUCCGUCUACGAUCAGGUCCAGGAGGCCAUCGGCGCGUGGAGACCCGAGUGGCGCGGCGAAACCCUGGACCUUUUCCCGCCCACGCAAAACGUCACCUCCCAAGUGUGGGACUAUUUCGGCUACCUGAAGGACGCGGAGGGGACGGUGGUGUGCGACGGCUUCCCCGUCUGUAAGAUCUGCCGGCAGAAAGUGCCGUCUAAAGGAGGAAACACCACCAACAUGUUCAAACACCUCAAAGACAGCCAUCGGAGCGACUACGUCCAGAUCAGAUCUGCCGUGACCAGCGAGAGAUUCGGCCGCUUGGCCGGCGACCUCCACCCACCCAGCGGUCAGCACGACGCCGCGCUCUGGGAGCAUUUCGGGUAUCAUAGAAACGCAGACGGGGUUCUUGAGGAGGACGGAGCGCCCUUUUGUCGACUCUGUCUUCGGAAGCUUGUGUCACGGGGGGAGACGACCAGAAACAUGAAGCAGCACCUCAAGGAGAACCACCGCACCGCCUACACCGAACCCGAGGAGGUGCUCGGGUCCUUCGUCCUGGAGCUCGACGCCGACACGUCGAACCUCUUUCCACCGACGCACAAGGUCAAGUCGGCCGUGUGGAAGUUUUUCGGCUACCCGAGGGACGGCGCCGGGCUGGUGAUGUCCGACGGCUUCCCCAUCUGCAAGCUCUGCCAGAAGAAAGUCUCUGCGAAGGGAGGAAACACCACCAACAUGUUCACCCACCUCAGAGAUUACCACCGCACCACGUACAACGAAAUCAAGGCGUCCUUCAUUCCUCCAAGAGCAGAAAAUGAAAUCGAACCCCUGGAGCUUCAUCUUCCGACGUCGGACGGCCUGUCUCCCGUGUGGAAGUAUUUCGGAUACCCGAAAGAUCCAGAUGGGAAUCUGGUGUCCGACGGCUACCCCGUGUGCAAGCUCUGCCAGCAGAAAGUGAUCGCUAAGGGAGGAAGCACCACCUACAUGAUGAUGCACCUCAGAGCGUACCACCUGGACGUGUACAAAGAGGUCAAGCCGGCUAUUGCGAAAAAAUCCAUCUACAGACCGAUGGAGCUGCAGCCACCGCCCGGUCAGGGCGAAAUCAAGUUGUGGGAUCAUUUCGGAUAUCCUAACGGUCCAGACGGGGAACUUCUAGACGACGGCGCCCCGAUCUGUAAGAUCUGCCUGCGGAAACUCAUCAAAUCCCCAACCGGAGGGACGCCCACCACCAACAUGCUCAAGCACCUGCGUAAAAAACACCAGCUGGUCUUUAACGAAGUCCAGGAAGCGAUCGCCACGCUGAGAACCGAGUGGGGCAUCGAACCUCCCGAACUCCAUCCACCGACGCAGAACGUCACGUCUGCGGUGUGGCAGUAUUUCGGCUACCUGAAGGACGCGGGAGGUUCGGUGGUGUGUGACGAUUUUCCCAUUUGCAAACUGUGCCAACAGAAAGUGGCCUCCAAGCGGCGCUGCACCACCAACAUGUUCAAACACCUGAAAGAUUACCACCGGCACGUCUACGACGAGGUCCGGUGUGCAGUCACCAGUCAGACGUUUGAAGACGCUUUCCUGCCCACCGAUCUCCACCCCCCCAGCGGUCAGCACAACCCCAAACUAUGGGAAUAUUUCGGAUAUCGGAAAACAGAAGCAGGGGUCCUGGAGGAGGACGGCGCCCCCAUGUGUAAACUCUGCCUCCGAAAACUGAUUUCUAAAGGAGAGACGACGGCAAACAUGAUGCAGCACCUGAAGGAGAACCAUAACCAGGUCUACACCGACGUCCAGAGGGAAGUGAAUCCGUUCACUAUCAGAGGAGCUACCGAGCUGCCCGAGCUGUACCCCCCGGAGCACAGGGUGAGGUCGGACGUUUGGAAGUAUUUCGGGUAUCUGAGGGACACCGAGGGUCCUGCGGACUGCACCGGCUGCCCCAUCUGCAAGAUCUGCCUCUGUAAGGUGUCUAAUAAAGGAAAAGUCACGGCGAACAUGACCGCCCAUCUGAAAGAUCAUCACAGGAGCAUGUACGAGGAUCUCAAGAUCCCAGACCGGAGGCCGAAGGCGGUGAACGCGGACAAUCUUCCGGAGCUCUUUCCUCCCCCUAAACAGCCUCUCUCCCCCAUAUGGGAACAUUUCGGAGUCCCGAAAAAUGCAGACGGGGUUAUAGAGGAGGACGCGUGUCCCGUCUGCAAGAUCUGUGGCAAAAAGGUGUCGAGUCAGGACGGGAGGAAAAUGCUGCGGCACCUUCAUUUCUGCCAUUUCACCGUGUACGAAGAGAUGAAGAACGCAAACAGAGCGUCAAAGUUGGGACUCGAGGCUGGAGGUCAGGCCAGCGAACUUCACCCUCCGUCUAAAAACGUUCGCUCCUCAGUCUGGGAAUAUUUCGGAUACCUGAAGGGUCCGGACGGCAUCGUUAACGUGGACGGCCGUCCCAUCUGCAAAAUGUGCUUCCAAAAAGUCUCUAGCCACGGAGGAAACACCACCAACAUGUUCAAGCACCUGGAGGAUAAACACGGUUUCAGUCAGUAGUGAACGAUCAAUUCGGACCUGUUCCGGACAUCAGAAGUAGACUUUCGGUUCAUCGUUGCCUUUUUUUUUUUCCGGUCCUGAAGGAUUAUGAGACUCCAAGAACAGCCACUGCCUUCAAACUUUGAUUAUUUGCUUGAUUUUAAAUCACUACAUUGGCUAGUUUUUAUUUCCAGAGGUAAUCUAGUCGAGCUAAUCAUGUGUUCUGUCUGAUUAAAGGUGCUAUUAGUACUGUGAGCUGAAAUCGAAUGUAAAAGCUGAGAAGUGGUUUAAUGUAAUGGAGUUGGUUUGGUUCCAGUAAAAGCUCUCUUUGGAUCGUUCA